Pseudophryne corroboree (corroboree frog) is the source of this 4310-nucleotide messenger RNA. RefSeq names its product SH2B adaptor protein 1 (gene SH2B1). Gene Ontology annotation, cellular component: plasma membrane. The transcript has 9 exons. The coding region runs from base 1384 to 3387 and encodes 667 amino acids. Gene Ontology annotation, molecular function: transmembrane receptor protein tyrosine kinase adaptor activity. Gene Ontology annotation, biological process: intracellular signal transduction. The record is from RefSeq and is a predicted model, not a curated record. Lineage: Eukaryota; Metazoa; Chordata; Amphibia; Anura; Myobatrachidae.
UGAACGCUCGCUGGUUCUCGUGGUGACGUCACGCGAUUGGCGCAGGCGCAGUAGCAGCGAGGCCGCAGCCCCAUGAACGCGUCUAGGACCGAGCCAGUCAACAACAGAAACCGGGGAGCGCAGGAGGGAGGGGCCGCUGGCAGCCGAGAGGUAGCAGCUGUGAGGCCCCGAGUCACCGGGGAGAGGAGACCCAGCAUCAGGGGGCUGCAGAGACUGCGGCUGAUCUGGGCUUGUGCUGGGUACUGCGCACACUGCCAGCAGUAACAGGAGGCCCACACACAGCACUGACACAGGGAGGGGGGAGCCCACACAGCACUGACACAGGGGCCCUUAAUCAUAGCCCACUUAUCACUGACAUAGGGGCCCUUCAGCAGGAGCCCACUUAUCCCUGACAUAGGGGCCCUUCAUCAGGAGCCCACUCAUCACUGACAUAGGAGGGUCUCUCACAGGGACCCUUUAUUAGGAGCCCACCAUCACUCACAGGGGCCCUUCAUCAGGAACCACCCAUCACUCACAGGGGCCCUUCAUCAGGAGCCAACCAUCACUCACAGGGGCCCUUCAUCAGGAGCCCAACCAUCACUGUCAUAGGGGCCCUUCGGGAGUCCCACCCAUCACUGUCACUGAGGCCCUCCACUGAGAGCCCGCCUGUCACUGUCACAGGGGCCCUUCAUCAGGUGCCCACCCAUCACUGUCACAGGGGCCCUUCAUCAGGUGCCCACCCAUCACUGUCACAGGGUGCCCUUCAUCAGGAGCCCAACCAUCACUGUCAUAGAGGCCCUUCAUCAGGAGGCUACUUAGCACUGUCACAGGGUCCCUUCCUGAAGAGCCCAACCAUCACUGUCACUGGGGCUCUUCUACAGAGGCGCACCCAUUACUGUCAUAGGGUGGACUUACUCAGAAGCUCAGCCAUUACUGUCACGGGGGGGUUCACUUGGGAGCUCAGGUAUCACUAACAUCGAGAUCCCACCCAUCACUGUCACAGGUGGUUCCUUCUUGGAACCCACCGAUUGCAGUGACAGGAGGUCUGUCUCAGUAGCCCACCCAACCAUAUUUCGGACAUUACUUCUCACCAGCUUCCCCCACCAGGAAUACAGAGUAUACCCUUGGUACUGUGCCUCACUUAUCAUCUAACCAUAAAGUUCAUGUUUUAAACUAAUUUCUAAAUGACCUGAAACCCCAAAAAAGACCUUGGGAUUAGCAAAAUACUAUAGUGCUAAACCUUAUUUAGUGAGCAGUCAAGCAGAAAGGCUGGGGCCACAGCCCAGGAGAAUCGCACACAUCCAGGGGCCACUUCCUGUGGACCCUGUGCAGAGAGGAGCCGGGACAGGAUGGGGAGAGGUAAAAGGGACACUGACAGGAGCUGAUCCAGCCGAUGCCCCCACGAUGAACGGUAGCUUGCCCCUGGAGGGUCACUCCUCCUCUCCUUCACCAAAUUGGAAGGAGUUCUGUGAAAUUCACGCUCAUGCUGCUGCUCUUGACUUCGCCCAUCGGUUCCGGGCUUUCCUGACUGAGAAUCCGCAGUACGCCACGCCGGGAGCUGAAAGCAGCUUCUCCAGACGGUUUGCGGAGCAUUUUGUGGAGCACUUUGAAACUGAAGUGAAUAAGACGCAAAUUGCCGACGGCCCUUCUCCCACUCGCUGCAGCAUUGCUCCGUUCACAGGAGCUCAGACCUCCACCAGGGACCUAUCGGAGACCUGCAGCGACUCCUCGCUGGCCUCCCCGGUUGAGACUCAGCCCCGGCAGGACUCCUCUGGGAUCACGUCUGGUCUGUCCAGCAGCCAGUCUCAUAGCUCCGAGGAUGUCUCCACCUCUUCAGCCACAACAAAGCCACGUCUGAAGAAGCGGUUCUCCUUGCGCAACGUGAGCCGCAGCGUGCGUGGGAGCGUCCGGGGGAUCCUGCAGUGGAGGAGCUCGGCUGAGUCUCCCACGGAGGAGACGGCGGCCAACAGCAACUGCAAUUCCUCAGCCAGCAGGGCCGGAGGAGAAAGAUGGACGCACAGGUUUGAGAAGCUGCGGCUAGGCAGGCCGCCUGCUCCCAGGGCUGAGCUGCGCGACGUGAGGCGUGAGGGAGUUCUCAAUUACGUUGUGGCUGAGGAGGUCAACAGCAGCAGCCGGGCCCGAUGGCAAAAGUGCCGGCUACUCCUGCGCAAGGCUGAGAGUGAUCGCUAUCUGCUGGAGUUCUACAUUCCUCCCAAGGCCACCAAGCCACGGGUCAACAUCCUUUGUUCGUCUAUCGCUGACGUACGGACCACAACCCCCUUGGAGAUGCCAGACAAGGAAAACACUUUUGUGUUGAAGACAGAGAAUUCCUCAGAAUAUAUCCUGGAAUCAGUAGACCCCCUGCAGAUGAGGUCAUGGCUCUCAGACAUACAAGACUGCAUGAGGUCCAGCAGGGACAAGGUCGACACCUCAGACCUUCCACACGUUAACCAUUCGGAAAGUAUGCCCAGCCGGGAUCUACCUCUAAUACCCACAGAGAGCAGCGAACAGCUCUGCCAAGGAGCCUACGGAGGCCUUUCCGACCGGCCUUCGGCCUCCAUCUCGCCCAGUUCCGUUUCCAUGACACCCUCACAUUUUGACUCUAUGGAGCUCCUCCCACCAGAGCUGCCACCAAGAGCCCCCAUCGACGAGGUGGAGAGACCCCAGAACUCUAUCAGCACCUCCUUCCCUGAUACACCUGACACGACAGCUUCAUUCCUGUUUCAAGGAGAGCCAGAUCCUGGAGAUGGGGAGCACCCAUUGUCCGAAUACCAGUGGUUCCACGGCACCCUGUCUCGUCUCAAAGCCGCACAGCUUGUGUUGGCAGGAGGCACCAACAGCCAUGGCGUCUUCUUGGUGCGGCAGAGCGAGACCCGGCGAGGAGAGUACGUGCUGACAUUUAACUUCCAGGGCAAAGCCAAGCACCUCCGUCUGUCCCUGAACGAGGAUGGCCAGUGUCGGGUCCAGCACCUCUGGUUCCAGACCAUCUUUGACAUGCUAGAACACUUCCGAGUACACCCCAUCCCUCUAGAGUCUGGGGGCUCAAGCGAUGUCACCCUCAUCAGCUACGUGGUGUCUUCUCAGAGGUUGCAUGAGGCAGCCUGCAACCGUAACCCUCCCCCGCUGCCCCCCCACCCUUUGUCUCGUCACCAGAGUGCAGAGGGGAGCCUGCAGCCCCCCUGGCAUCCGCUCAGCACCUCCCCCCCAGAGGAACCCUUGGCCAGCAGACCCCCUCCGGAGCCCCCAGGCCCUCAGUACGAGGAGGGGGCACCAGCUGCCGAAGACCAGGAGGAGGCUGCCGUCCGCCUGCAGCAGCUCCAGCCGGGGGGCGCUACCUCAGAGGACACAGGCGAUGCCAACGCAGCUUUGAGGGCACGGGCCGUAAACAACCAGUAUUCCUUUGUAUGAGUGGGGGUUUUAGUGACUUAACGCACAUAUUUGGAGUAUAACCUUUCCUCAUUUUGUCCUUGCUCCUGUAUCUCCUGCUUUUUGCAUCUUGUCUUGAUAGUUACGUGAUCUCUGAAACCGACACACUAACACGCUCGGCUUGGUUACGCCAUGGCUGAGCACAGACCUAGUGUAUAGGUCAUAGGAAACACUACAGGCCAGUAUGACUGGACACACACUGCUGUCUGCACUACCCCUUCUGCUCCAGGUCCGCUGAUACACUACACUGCUUGUAGAGGCAUGUAAAGCCGUGCAGAGGUUAAAUGCACCCUACCUAUCCACUCUCCUUAUACCGGGCCAUAAUCUGUUCCUGAUUGGCCUCUUUACAUUAAAUGCCACUAAUCCCAUGAUACUCUAAUAUCCAGCUCCUCCCUGCCAUCUAAAUACUUGUCUUUGGUGUAAGCUCCAGCGGCUUGCUCUGGUAAAUUACUUAUUUACCUUGCCUGGCCAUCAGCCAUUCUAGAACACUUAUAUCCCUUCGUAUCAUCCUCCGUGGAGGUUUACGUGCAUUACAUUUGCUUUCUGGUGUUAUAACCCCCACCCCCCCCCACUCCCCCCAUAAGUGCAAAUCUGAAUAUUGUGUCAUAAAGGGGGCGCACCAAAUGCGUCAGUGACCGGCUGUAAUUGCUGGUGGCAAACGGACCACAAGUCCUGAUAUCAGUUCAGUGAAAAUAGAGAUCACGCACGGCAAUAGGAAAGUGAUUCAGAGCCACUGUGGAUGCAGCCAGUUAGUGGAAUUAUCGAUUUGCUUGGCAACAUCACCAAUGCCAAGUAAAUGGCCGUUUAAACAGGUGCAUAGCGGACGUGGGCCACUUUAAAGGUACGCGGGCUCGACCAUUUAGGUACUGAGCAAAAGAAUCUGGUGGAAGCCGUAGUGAUCUGGG